CAUCCGAGGGCCACCGAGCCGGCAGACACGCCUGCGCUGUCUUGCUUGGCCGUGCCCGUAGCCCACGAGCAGUCGAGCGCAACGCUGCAGCUGCCGGUCCGUGCUCGGUCGUGUGGCCACCUGCCGGCCUGCGUCUGCCAAAAUGAAAACACUCCGAACCGCAUCAGCGUCGCAUUGGGACGUGAAGGAGAGAGAGAGCAGCAAGGACGGGUUGACGAUCAGCGCAAGAGGCAGCCUGCUGAGCACGAGGAUCAGGAUUCCAUGCAGGGCCCGUCCCCUCCGGCUUGCCUCAGGUACGGCGAUAUGCCCGUUGCUGCCGAUACCGUUCCUGCGGCGAAGGAGAAGCAGACGGGCAGCCUUCUCUCCACCUCGCACGGCUCGCAGCACCAGCACCAGAUGCGGGCGCUGCGGCAGGCGGCGGCGGCGCCUGCAGCUGUCUGCGGCGCGGCCGGCCGCGUACUCCGAGCUUCGGCGCCGCUGGAGAGUCUUGCCCAACAAUUAUCCGAGGGCCGGCGGCAGCGCAGUCGUUUUGUCAAUGCCCUGGCUGCGCUGCUGCACUGCGGCGCUGCUGCCGUCUGUGCUGGUCUUGAGAUGCGCGGCUGCCCGUGAGCGCGCUGCCGACGCCGGAUCGCUCGGCGUGCCUCGUCACGCCGGCGUCGGCGGAGCACGAAGCUCGGCGCGCAUCGCGUGAGGGCCGCUGUGCGCGCCUUGUGUUGCGCAUCCUUGCGUCCCUGUACUUGCAUGGCAGCAAAGAAGGCGCCAGGGUCGCGCUGAGCGAUGCGCAAGCUGCUGCUGAUGCGAUGAC
This is a messenger RNA of Tilletiopsis washingtonensis, 805 nucleotides long. RefSeq lists its product as hypothetical. Lineage: Eukaryota; Fungi; Basidiomycota; Exobasidiomycetes; Entylomatales. The record is from RefSeq and is a predicted model, not a curated record. The transcript has a single exon. Bases 143 to 691 code for a protein of 182 amino acids.